Molecule: messenger RNA, 2742 nt
Organism: Penicillium riverlandense
Lineage: Eukaryota; Fungi; Ascomycota; Eurotiomycetes; Eurotiales; Aspergillaceae
Gene: chsG
Product: chitin synthase class III
Exons: 5
Coding region: 1-2742 (913 amino acids)
Cellular component (GO): cell periphery; cell septum
Molecular function (GO): chitin synthase activity
Source: RefSeq, a predicted model, not a curated record
AUGGCCUAUCAGGGCUCGGGCGCGCACUCGCCUGGCUACGACGGCAACCACCCCAACGCGCCGUAUCGCGAGGACGAGGAUGCCGCACACGGUCUGCUGUCCCAUCAGCAACAGGGCCCCUUUGCCACACCUUUCGACGACCCCCACUCGCGCGGUGUCUCCCCCGUACGACCAGCCUCAGGCUACAGCUUGACUGAGACCUACGCCUCAGAUGCCGCACCCGCUUACCACGACCCCUAUGCCGCAGGCUCAGUGUACUCGGGCCAAUCGGACAAUCCCGCAGCGGUCUUUGGUGUUCCGGGUCGCGUUGCGUCGCCCUAUGCUCGCAGCGAGACCUCGUCGGUCGAAGCCUGGCGCCAGCGACAAGCACCAGGUGGCGGUCCUGGCAGUAGCAGCGGUGGUGGUGGGAACCUGCGCCGAUACGCGACGCGAAAAGUCAAGCUGGUGCAAGGCUCCGUGCUGAGUGUGGAUUAUCCUGUCCCCAGCGCUAUUCAGAAUGCCAUCCAAGCCAGAUACCGCAACGACCUGGAGGGCGGUAGCGAGGAGUUUACACACAUGCGAUACACUGCGGCGACCUGCGAUCCGAAUGAGUUCACCCUACACAAUGGUUACAAUCUGCGGCCGGCCAUGUACAACCGCCACACCGAGCUGCUGAUUGCCAUCACCUACUACAACGAAGACAAGACCCUCACAGCGCGCACACUCCAUGGUGUGAUGCAAAACAUCCGCGACAUUGUCAACCUGAAGAAAUCCGAAUUCUGGAACAAGGGCGGACCCGCUUGGCAGAAGAUCGUCGUGGCCUUGGUGUUCGAUGGAAUCGAUCCCUGCGACAAGGAUGUCCUGGAUGUCCUGGCAACCGUUGGUGUUUACCAAGAUGGUGUUAUGAAGCGUGACGUUGAUGGCAAGGAGACUGUGGCCCAUGUGUUCGAGUACACGACCCAGUUGUCCGUGACCCCAACCCAACAGCUCAUCCGGCCCACCGACGAUGGCCCGAGCACACUCCCUCCCGUGCAGAUGAUGUUCUGUCUGAAGCAGAAGAACAGCAAGAAGAUCAACUCCCACCGCUGGUUGUUCAACGCCUUUGGUCGGAUUCUGAACCCAGAGAUCUGUAUUCUGCUGGAUGCUGGUACAAAACCUGGCUCCAAGUCGUUGCUGUAUCUCUGGGAGGCCUUCUACAAUGACAAGGAUCUCGGUGGUGCCUGCGGUGAGAUCCAUGCCAUGCUGGGCAAGGGAUGGCGAAACUUGGUCAACCCUCUGGUGGCAGCCCAGAAUUUUGAGUACAAAAUCAGUAACAUUCUCGACAAGCCUCUGGAGAGUUCUUUUGGCUACGUGAGUGUGUUGCCUGGUGCCUUCUCUGCUUAUCGGUUCCGUGCGAUCAUGGGUCGCCCCCUGGAACAAUAUUUCCACGGUGACCACACGCUGUCCAAGCAGCUGGGCAAGAAGGGUAUUGAGGGCAUGAAUAUCUUCAAGAAGAACAUGUUCUUGGCCGAGGACCGCAUUCUGUGUUUCGAGCUGGUUGCCAAGGCAGGCUCGAAAUGGCAUCUGUCGUACGUCAAGGCCUCCAAGGCCGAAACGGACGUACCCGAGGGUGCUCCCGAAUUUAUCUCGCAGCGUCGUCGUUGGCUGAACGGUUCCUUUGCCGCCGGCAUCUACUCCCUGAUGCACUUUGGCCGCAUGUAUAAGAGCGGACACAACAUCAUCCGUAUGUUCUUCCUGCACAUCCAGAUGUUGUACAACAUCUUCAACACCAUCCUCACAUGGUUUUCGCUGGCCUCGUACUGGCUGACCACCACCGUCAUUAUCGAUCUCGUCGGCACCCCCAGCCCCGACAACAACAAUACUGCCUUCCCCUUUGGCACGGAGGCCACGCCCAUUGUCAACACCGUCGUCAAGUACGCGUACCUGGGUUUCUUGCUGCUGCAAUUUAUUCUCGCGCUCGGCAAUCGGCCCAAGGGCUCCAAGUUUUCGUACUUGGCCUCCUUCGUCGCAUUUGGUAUCAUUCAGCUCUACAUCAUCGUUGACUCGAUGUACCUCGUGGUUCGCGCGUUCACCGGCAACGCUCCCAUGGACUUUGUGACCAACAAGGGCAUCGGCGCGUUCCUCAGCUCGUUCUUUGGGUCGACCGGUGCCGGUAUCAUUAUCAUUGCCUUGGCAGCCACUUUUGGUCUGUACUUUGUGGCCUCGUUCAUGUACGCGGACCCGUGGCACAUGUUCACGUCCUUCCCCCAAUACCUCAUGGUGCAGUCGUCCUACAUCAACAUUCUCAAUGUGUAUGCCUUCAGCAACUGGCACGAUGUGUCAUGGGGUACCAAGGGCUCUGACAAGGCUGAUGCACUGCCGUCUGCCAAGACAACCAAGGAUGAGGGCAGCAAGGACGCCGUGAUUGAGGAGAUCGACAAGCCGCAGGCGGAUAUCGACAGCCAGUUCGAGACGACGGUCAAGCGCGCGCUGACUCCAUACGUGGCGCCGGUGGCGCACGAGGAGAAGAGCUUGGAGGAUUCGUACAAGAGUUUCCGAACGCGCCUGGUCACCUUUUGGAUUUUCAGCAAUGCUUUCCUCGCCGUGUGCAUCACCAGCGAGGCCGCCAACAAGUUUGGUUUUACGAACUCGGCCACCAAGCGGACCGCGCGUUUCUUCCAGGCCCUCCUGUGGUGUAACGCUGUUGUGGCGCUGUUCCGUUUCACGGGUGCUGUCUGGUUCCUAGGCCGCACUGGUAUUAAGUGCUGCUUCGCCCGGCGGUAG